UAUUAAAGUAAUUGGGAACGAUGAACAACAGAAAAAAAGGGGAGAAAGAAAAUGGGGAUCGAGACGAGUUAGGAUUCCUCAAUACCAAUUCCUAACUCACUAUAUAUCUAUCUAUAUCUAUAUAGUAUAUCUAUAUCUAUAUAUCUAUCUAUUGAAAGAUGAGGUUAUGAGCCACAAGCAGAUCGAGAUUGUAAGUUACAGCUUCCAUUUCUUCGAUCUGUAAUUAGAUUUAAAACAUAAAAAAUGCGUCGCGGCAGACCUCCGGCACCGGCGAUGAACGGAUCGACGACGGAGAUAAGGUAUAGAGGUGUAAGGAAGAGACCGUGGGGUAAAUAUGCAGCGGAGAUUAGAGAUCCAUGGAAGAAAGCUAGGGUUUGGCUUGGAACAUUUGAUACAGCUGAAGAAGCUGCACGUGCUUACGAUAACGCUGCACGGAAACUUCGAGGUAAUAAAGCGAAAACUAAUUUUUGUAAUGUUGUUAGUAAUUUUGAGUGUGUAGAGUUAGGCAGGAUUGAUAAUUAUAAUAAUAAUAAUAAUGUUAAUCAACAAGGAUUUUAUCAUCAAUAUUGGAAUGGUUUGAUGAUGGAUAGUAGUAAUAUGUAUGGAUAUCGAUAUCAAUUACGGCCGGAGGAAGAGGGAGGAGUAAUGGUUUCGCAGAGGCAGUCUUGUAGCGGUAUGAUUAGUACGGUCGAGUCGUUUAGUGGUCCGAGACGUGUGACUAUUGAUAAUGAUAAUAAUAAUAAUAAUAAUGCCGUGUUUGGUAGGAGACGUUGUCCUAGAGUGACGGAUAAUAAUAAUGGCGAUGAUUGUCGGAGUGAAUGUGAUUCGUCGUCGUCUGUUGUGGUUGAUGGAAAUGGCAAUGGUAAUGGGGAUACGGACGUGGAUAUGGAUAUGGCUUCUUCUUCGUUGAGGAAGGCUUGGCUAGAGUUUGAUUUAAAUAUGCUUCCGCCGUUGGAGGAUGAUGAUAUUUGCACUGCGUUGAGGCUUUGAUGGUUAAAAUGGGCUUGAUAAGGGUUGUGUUGGCGGUGUUUUGUAUUUCUUCAAAAGGGAAAAUAACCUUCAAAACCUUUUGAUGAUAGGCAUCAUUAGCGAUUAAGUAUAAUUAACAAAAGUGUCUACAUUUGUCGGAAGGUUUUUGUUGUUUAUUUUUUCAAAUUGAAUGAGUGAACAAUUAGAUAUGUUGUUUGUAUUCGAGAACAAUUUAAUCUUUAUAUUGAAUGAUAACUUAAACUUGGUUAGUUGAUUAAUGUUAAA
Molecule: messenger RNA, 1254 nt
Organism: Erigeron canadensis
Lineage: Eukaryota; Viridiplantae; Streptophyta; Magnoliopsida; Asterales; Asteraceae
Product: ethylene-responsive transcription factor 3-like
Exons: 1
Coding region: 244-990 (248 amino acids)
Biological process (GO): regulation of DNA-templated transcription
Molecular function (GO): DNA-binding transcription factor activity; DNA binding
Source: RefSeq, a predicted model, not a curated record